AUGGAUAUCGCAAAAGAUGCUAUGGCUAUCAAAGCCGAGUCAUAUCAUAAUGAACACCCACCUCAGGAGACCUCUGCUGCACCAGUGAUCCCCCACGUCGUUUGGUACAGGCAUCAAGGGCUGCGGAAGCUGUAUGCUAUGAUGCCUAUCCUAUUCCUCGGCGCAACAAUCAAUGGAUACGAUGGUUCCCUCCUCAACGGCUUGCAAACGAUGACUCCUUGGCAGGAUUAUUUUGAUAAUCCCACAAGUGGAAGACUCGGCCUUUUUACGGCAAUUCAGAAUAUAGGUGGCAUCUGUGCUCUUCUUUUCUCAUCUUAUGCCGCUGAUAUGCUUGGACGUCGAAUGGGUGUUACAAUCGGUCUCGUGAUUUUAUUCGUUGGGACUAUCAUACAGGUCGUGCCCUCUGUGAACUCGUCAAUGUUCAUCGCCGGUAGAUUUUUGGUUGGUCUCGGGUCGAAUAUCGCACAAGGCUCCGCGCCCCUUUUGAUCACUGAACUGGCCUACCCCCAACACCGAGGUACACUAACGACCAUGUACAAUACUCUAUGGUAUCUGGGGUCGAUUGUUGCGGCAUGGACGGUCUUUGGGACACUUAAUUACACAUCAGAUGCCUCGUGGAGGAUCCCCGUUGGUGUGCAAGCUGUCAUGCCAUUCAUGCAAUUUGUCGGUAUAUGGCUGCUGCCUGAAAGUCCUCGUUGGCUUUGUGCCAAGGAUCGUGGUGACGAGGCAUUGAAAAUUUUGCAAAAGUAUCAUGGCAAUGGCCCCGUGGCGGACUCCUUCAUUGAAUGGGAAUUCCACGAGAUCCAGGAGACCAUCAGACAGGAAAAAGAAAGCUCAUCCGAUGGAUGGCAAGUUUUAUUUCAGACCAGAGGUAAUCGCAAGAGAUUGCUUCUCAUUGCAUUGGUUUCAUUCUUCUCUCAAUGCUCCGGAAACGGACUCGUGUCGUACUAUCUUCAUGAUAUCCUGAACUCUGUCGGAAUCACGUCGUCCUACGACCAGUCAUUGAUCAAUGGCGGUCUCCAGAUCUGGUCUUUCCUUGUUGCUAUUGGGUUUUCGUCAUUCUUGGUUGACUUUUUGGGUCGACGAACGCUGUUCAUGAUCGCUGCCGUGGGCAUGUUGGUCACUUUUAGUAUCUGGACUGGUUGUUCCGCCGUUUACGCACAAACUGGAAAUUCUGCUGCCGGCAGCGCUGUCAUUGCAAUGAUCUUCCUCUUUUACGGUGUAGCUGGCUUCGCAUGGCCAGGUCUAACCGUCGCGUACUGCGCCGAAAUACUCCCCUUCAGGAUUCGAGCAAAAGGACUAGCUAUCUGCUUCGCUCUGACGGCAACCUCUUCAGUAUUCAAUCAGUAUGUCAACCCAAUUGGCCUGGCGCACUUGCAAUGGAAAUACUAUUUUAUAUAUAUCGCUAUUCUCGUUGUUGAAUGCUUCUGUGUCUGGUUCUUGUUUGUGGAAACGAAGGGCCCUACUCUAGAGGAGAUUGCAGCACUAUUUGAUGGUCAUGCUGCCCGUGAUACUGAUCUGGAGUUCUCCAACAAGAAGGACCAGGAACUAAAUCACAUGGGAAAGAUUACCACAGAUUGA
Talaromyces amestolkiae is the source of this 1581-nucleotide messenger RNA. RefSeq lists its product as uncharacterized. The record is from RefSeq and is a predicted model, not a curated record. Gene Ontology annotation, biological process: carbohydrate transport; transmembrane transport. The transcript is spliced from 7 exons. Gene Ontology annotation, molecular function: carbohydrate:proton symporter activity. NCBI's taxonomy places the organism in Eukaryota, Fungi, Ascomycota, Eurotiomycetes, Eurotiales, Trichocomaceae. Gene Ontology annotation, cellular component: membrane. The coding region runs from base 1 to 1581 and encodes 526 amino acids.